AUGGAUAUGAAUUUAUACAUUCAUAGUAUUGAAGUAGAACUUAAUGGACUUGAGAAAUUUAUAAACAAUACUCAUGAAGAAAAAGAAGAUAAUAUAAUUUAUGGUUUACACAUAAAAGUAGAAAAUGAUAAAAAUGAUAAAAAAAACGAAAUUGGAAAUGAAAAAAUAUAUGAAACACCAUGGUAUAUUUGUAUUAAAAAUGGGGUGAAUGAAAUGUGUAUGAUGUCUUAUGAAAUGAAUAUUUCUCAUGCUUUUAACAUACUGGAUAGUAAUGAAACUCAAGUUCUCCUUUUGUAUAUACUUCGAAAAGAUAUGAAGACCGAAAAAGUAGAAUAUAUUCAUAGGCACGAAUUAAAUAUAAAGGAUAAGAAAUAUUAUGACAAAAAUAAUUGUAUUUAUUUUGAAAAUAAUACAAUAAAAGGGAAAAUAAAAUUGUAUUUAAAAAAUGGAAUAAUAUAUAACCAUUUAUUAGAUAAAAUAAAAUCGGAUGAAUAUUAUAAGGACAUACUUUUAAAAAAGGGAAUACAAGAUAAAAAUGAGGAGCAGUUGAAAAAUGAAAAAAUAGACAAAGAGAAUAAAAAUUGUGUCGAAAAUUUUAUGGAAAAACCAAGUCAAAAUGACAACGAUUUUUCAAGAAAUAAAAAUAUAACAAAUGAUUUUAAUGAAAUUUUGAAUGCCCGUAAAACAUUAUAUUGGGUAUAUUUAGAUGAUGACAAUAAUGAACAGGGACCAUUUAACAGUCAAACUAUUUUUAACUGGAUAUUAAAUGAAUAUUUUGAAGACAAUACAUUGAUAAGAUUACAUGAUAAAAAAAAGUUUUAUAAAUUAUAUGAAAUUAUUGAUUGUAUAGAAAAAAAUGUAUUAUUAAAUACACAAAAUGAGGAUAUCCCAAAUAAGGAUGCAGAUGAAAAAAUCGUUGAAAAUGUAAAGGAUGAUGAUUGUGAAAAUGAUCAUGAACAAGUAGAUGAAGAUUGUUUGAUAAAAACUCCAAAAAAUGAAUAUGUAGAAGAAAAAGAAAAAUCUAUUGAAGAUUGCAAUGGCGUGAAAAUAAAAGAAGACAAAAAUGAUAAAAAUAAGAAAAGUGUGAAAAAAAAAAAGAAACAAGUAAAAGUUCUAAAAAGGGAGCUAAAAAAAAUAAAAGAAGAAAUGGUUAAACUUAAAGAAAAUAAUUCAAAUGAAAUGUUGAAGAAUGAAAAAAUAUGUGAAAAAGGGAAAACAAUUUUUAGACAAAACAAUGAUAUAAUUAAAAAUGAACAUGAAAAUAAUAAAAAAAAUGAAAAUUAUAAUGAAAUUUUAAACAAUUUUAAUGAUGAUAAUAAAAAUUCAGAUAUACAAACUAUCGUUCAAAAUUUACUUAAUAAUACUAAUUACAAUAAUUAUGAAAAAAAUUAUGAUAAGAAUGAGAAUUUUGAAAAAUAUUUAAAAGAAUAUGAUAAAUCAACAAAUAAUGUUUAUAAAAAAAAUUAUGAAAAUAUAGAAAAAUCUUUUAAUGAUUAUAAUAUACAAGAUUAUUACGAAAAAAAAAAAGGAAUUGAAAUAGUUAUGAGUAGUAUAAAUCAAGCCCAAGAGUGUAUAUUAAAUAUUAGAAAAAAAAAAGUAUAUUCAUAUUUAAAUAGAAUUAUUAAUUUAACUAUUCGUGAUCAAUCUAUUUAUAUUAACAAUGAUGAAACAAACUUAGAUUAUAGUGAAUAUUUAGAUUUUGAAAACAAUCCUCAAAAUUUUAAUAUUCAAAGUAAUGCUAAUUAUGUUAAAUGUCUUGAUAAAUACAAACCCAGUGUGAUUACACAAAAUGAUAAUGAGAAUGAAAAUUGUAUAUUAAAAUAUUCAGGUAAAAAUAGUGGAACCAAUUUUUACAUAAAAUCUAUAAACAAAUUUGAAGAUCAUCCAAUUGUAGAUUCGAAAAAUUGUAAGUCUAAGAUUGGGAAUAUUGGAUUUAAAAGUAAAAAUUAUAUUGAUGAAAUAAAUGGAAAUAAAAAGAACAAAAACAAAGUAGAAGAAACAACUACAAUAUGUUUUAAUAUUUCUGGAAAAAAUUCUGAUGUUAAAUAUUCCUACAAUGUGAGUUAUAAUGAAUUAUUAAAAAAAAUAUUAUUUAUACAAAGUAACAUAAAAAAGUGGCUAAAAAAAAGACAAAAGUGGAAAAUGUAUAAUCUAAAUAAAUCUGUUAAUGAAAGUUUGAAUAAAAUAAAAAAUGUUAAUAACUCAAUACACAAUGAUAUAUAUCAUAAAAAAAUGGAUUAUGAACAAUCUAAUGAUAAAAUUGACAAAAAUAAAAUAAAAAAUUGCUUACUUUUUAAUAAUUAUAGGAACAAAAAUUCACACUGUGAAUUUAAGACAGCAAUUGAUACAUAUAAACCAUAUUAUAAUAUUUCCGAUCAAAAAGAACAAGGGAAAAAUAAUAAAAUUGAUCAAGAUAUUAAUUCGAAAAUUUAUUCAAUUUUACAAAAAGAGAAUAUUAUACCAAAUGAAUUUAUAAAUAUUGACAACAUACGAAAUAGUAAUAAAAAGGAAGAAGAUUCACGAUUUUGUAAAUUACGGAAUGCUGAUUAUAUUUUUAAAAAAAUUCAAGAUAUAAAUAAAUAUUAUAUCACAGAAAAUGGCAAUUCAUAUAAUAAGAAUUUGAAUGUACCACUUAAUAAACAUGAAAAUAAAAAGCACGCAAAAGAAGAACAAAAUAUAUCUCUUAAAAGAGAGCAUACUGAAAUGGAUAACGAAAUUUACAAUAUUAAAAGUGAUAAUGUAAAUAUCGAUUCAAAUAAGACAAAUAUAAAUAAGAGUAUGAAUUUUCUCAAAUUUUCAGACGUUUUAAAUAAGUAUAAAAAUUAUCAUAUUAAUGAAAAUAAUAUGGAUGAAAAUAUAGAUAAUUUUAAAAAUUACAAAAGUUUUGUAAAUAAUUUAAACAAAUAUAAUUAUACAAAAGAUAAAGAAGAUAUUAAUAUAGUGGACAAAAUGGAUAAGUUAUUCAAAAGAGCCGAUUAA
Molecule: messenger RNA, 2979 nt
Organism: Plasmodium vinckei vinckei
Lineage: Eukaryota; Apicomplexa; Aconoidasida; Haemosporida; Plasmodiidae
Product: conserved Plasmodium protein, unknown function
Exons: 2
Coding region: 1-2979 (992 amino acids)
Molecular function (GO): protein binding
Source: RefSeq, a predicted model, not a curated record